AUGCAAAAUAGAUUGAUGCAGAAUUUUCGAAAACAUUUAGAUUAUUUUAAUAAUAAUUCUAAAACUCAAGAACAAGACUUACGUGAUUUAUUUACUCCAUUUGGUCCUGUUAGUCGAGUAUUCUUAGCAAAAGAUAAAACAAAUAAUACAUCAAAAGGUUUUGCUUUUAUAACAUUUAAUGAAAAGAAAGAUGCACAAAAAGCUAUUGAAUGUGUAUCUGGAUUUGGUUAUGAUCAUUUAAUUCUUAAAGUUGAAUGGGCAAAGUAA
Adineta steineri is the source of this 267-nucleotide messenger RNA. Lineage: Eukaryota; Metazoa; Rotifera; Eurotatoria; Adinetida; Adinetidae. The record is from the annotation of a GenBank genome assembly.